CCGCAGCAAAAAAAAAAAAAAAGGCUGCCCACUGCUCCGGGUGUGUGUUCACGGUGUGUGUGUGUGUGCACUUGAAUGGGUUAAAUGCAGAUGCAAAUUCCGAGUAUGGGUCACCAUACUUGGCCACAAGUCACUUCACUUCUCUUCACCUCACUAAUGCUCUUGUGGCUAAAUGGGCAAAUCUCCAGAGCCACACUCCAAAAUGUAGUGGAAAGCCUUCUCAGAAGUGUGGAGGUUAUUAUAACAGAUAACAGCAUUUGGAAUGACAUGUUCACAAAGGCACAAAAAGUGGCCAUAGAGUGUAUUUAAUGUACCUUAAUUUGGAAUAUACUGUUAAUAGAUGGUUCAGAUUCGCUGUCACUCCUAUAUUUCAGUACCAAAAUAUUCAUAGUGGCAAAGGGAACACUACUAUUCAUUACUGGAUAUGACGACGCAGUCACUGCAAGAAAGGUCUCAGUUGUUUAACUGGCAAAAUAAAAAUAUGCUGGAUAAAAAUAGGAUAUUACUUUAUAUAAUUUUUUACGUAUAGCCCUGUCCAUCAGCAUCAUGGGUAAUGAUUUACUGUAAUGGAACCUCUGCCUAAAGCACAAUAUCUGCUUAUAGUUUUACUUAUGUAUAGCAAUUAGAAGUCAAAUAUUGGCUUUCACUUUUCACUGGAAUGUGAUUUUGACUAUUUUGAGGGCUGUUAAAUGAGGGGUCAGAAUGUUGCAUAUGUGCCAGGAUCACAGUCCAGAUUCAGACCACAGUCUGGCUAAUCUGAUUGGAGGACAUUUCUGUCCCACUGGUAUUUUUUCAUAUGUCUGUUACUAUUUGUAGAGCAAUGCAGGGGUGAUAUCAGCACCAAUGCACUCCACUUAACCUUACAUGUUUACAACUAUGCCCUGCCCAUUUUAAUAUUGUUUCCAAUACAAAGCACUGAGGGGUAAAAAUGACCUGUCAAAAUGUCUGUCACAGGAAUUGUUUGACCUUCCUACAAUCACGUCAUGUGAACUAAAAAUACACAGUGUAGGACAACAAUGGGAAUAUAAAUAGCCAAUGUAGACAAGCAGGUAACAGUCACACAGAGUGAAAAGCUUUCUCUUUAGUAAUUAUGAUCUCACAGGAUGGAGAGACAUAUAUUAUGAGUCAUAUAGCUGCAUCUACAUGCCUCACAGACACAAAAUGGUGUGCUUUAAACCGUAUAAAGGCUAAAAGUAACAAAGAGAAGAGAAGUAGCAAGCAGCCAGGGAUGGACUUUCUGUGUCCCCCCGUGCUGGUCAACAUGCUCAAUCACCACUGGAGGGACUUACAGGAUGGCUUCUCUGACUCUGCUGAGCUCAAUAAGAUUCUAGUGUUCCAAAGUGAUGAGCUGAGGUGGACUGCACAGAAACGUGGCCUCUGGUCUUUGGAAUACAAGCAGGAGCUGACAAGUCCACUGUGCAUUGCUGCAGCACAGGGUUUUACUGACUGCCUACUGUACCUGCUUGAGCAUGGAGCACAUCCUAAUCUCAGUGCAGGAGGAAAGGCGGCGCUUCAUGAGGCAUGCACAAAUGGCAACACUGAAUGCGCAGAGCUACUCCUAGAGCAUGGAGCCAAUCCCAAUCAGCUGACAGAGGACGGGCUGGCACCUUUACAUAUGUGCAGAACACCCCAAUCACUCCGCUGUGCCAAGGCCCUGGUGCGUCAUGGUGCCAAUGUAGACCUUCCUACUGAGGAAGAAGAGGACACUCCAUUAAUUACGGUUGCGAGGCAUGGCCUGCCACACCAUGCCCAGCUGUUCCUGCGAUACGGUGCAAACAUCAACCACACCAGUAGUUCAGGAGAAACGGCAUUAGGUGCCGCAUGUUUGGAAGCUCAGCAAAAGCAAGGAGAAGAUCAGGCUGAAGGACACUUUCAAGUCUGCAGGCUUCUUUUGAGUUAUGGAGCUAAUGUGAAUCUAGCUGACAACGAACGACGCACUCCUCUUCAUAAGGCAGCCCGCAAUGUCCAGAUCAGUUUGGUGCAGCUUCUUUUGGAUCAUGGGGCAGAUAUAAAUGCCAUUGAUUACAACGGUUGUUCACCAUUGUCGAAUGUGCUACAAAACGCUAUAUUACAUCAGGAAUGGCAGCCAGAAAUUGUGGUUCAGACCCUGUUAAACCAUGGAUCCAUUAAAGUAUGGCCACAGGCAUUACUCAAGGUAUUAACAGCCUGUGCAGCUGCUCCAAAAACUGUGGAGAUUCUGUUCAACUCCUACGCACUUGUUCCUGUAACAUAUAAAUGGGUUGAAGCUAUACCUGAAGACAUUUUCAAACUUCACAGGUCAUUUUAUGACUCUCUUUUUGCUCUGGAAUACAAACCACGCUGCUUGCAGCACCUGUGUAGAUCUGCACUACGAAAGCACUUUGGGAAAUACUGUUACUUACUUAUCCCCCAGCUUCCUGUCCCAAAGAUGCUACAAGACUAUCUCCUUUUGAAACCUGAAGGCUACAUCAACUAGAAGAGUGGAGGUUAACACUGAUCUAAUAAAAAAAAACUCUGAUACUGAAAUUGAUCUGAAAUUUUAUUGUAAAACUCUUAAGCUGCGCCUUUAUUUUAACCUGCUGACUGAGAAUCUAUGCUUGGGAUGAUUAUUUCUCUUUUUGAAUAUGUAUAUAAAAAGUAUAAAGAGUAAUAAAGUUUGUUUCUAUAGUGGAUUUGUGGUGUCAUAUAAUAAUUUGUAUGCAUAAUGCAGUGUUAAUUUUUAAGAUUGAGCUGGAGUGUUGUAAAAUACAUGUCUUUUAGGAGCUACAUAUUGUUUACUGCUAAACAAUAUUUUGAUAAAUAAAACUAUUAGUGAUUUUCCUCUAACACUGUGUGUCAUUUGUAAAAAAAAAAAAGGGCUUAAAGUGGAGGUUACCACUUAAAAUAUCUUAAAGGUGCCAUAAAAUUAAAAUCCGUCAUCUCUGUCUUUUUUUUGUGUGUGUGUGUGUAGGGCACUGAAUGUACUUUUGCAUAUUUAUUUAUUAGGUAUUACAGUCAGCAGUUAUACACCUACAAAAUCGGGUAGGUGUACCAGACAAUAUGGCUAGAUUUUCUGGUGAAA
Molecule: messenger RNA, 3040 nt
Organism: Pangasianodon hypophthalmus (striped catfish)
Lineage: Eukaryota; Metazoa; Chordata; Actinopteri; Siluriformes; Pangasiidae
Gene: asb18
Product: ankyrin repeat and SOCS box containing 18
Exons: 5
Coding region: 1091-2455 (454 amino acids)
Biological process (GO): intracellular signal transduction
Cellular component (GO): cytoplasm; nucleus
Molecular function (GO): protein binding
Source: RefSeq, a predicted model, not a curated record